Molecule: messenger RNA, 2549 nt
Organism: Nelumbo nucifera (sacred lotus)
Lineage: Eukaryota; Viridiplantae; Streptophyta; Magnoliopsida; Proteales; Nelumbonaceae
Product: RING/U-box superfamily protein
Biological process (GO): protein ubiquitination
Molecular function (GO): zinc ion binding; nucleic acid binding; RNA-DNA hybrid ribonuclease activity
Source: RefSeq, a predicted model, not a curated record
GCCUUCCUUUCUUCUUACGCCAUCCAACAGUAACAGUACCGGAUUGAUUCUUGUGGGGAAAAGGGGGCAGUUGUCAGAUUAGGGUUUUAUACCCUACAGGGCUUUCAGUGGAUUAGGAGAGCAAGGAUUAAAAAAAGUGAAGAAAAAGAGAGGAAAGCAGAAAGAAGAAUAAAUCCUAGUUUGGGUAGUGAGACUCUCGUCUUCUUGGGGCUUCUAACUGAAUGCCCUUCUACUCUGUUUCUUAAUUUUUUUUUGGUAAGGAGGGCUCAGAGAUUUCUUAUUGUUUUGUUUGGAAACUACCACUCUCUUUCUUCAUUCUUUCCGUUUAUUUUGUUGUAGAUUGUUGGAAUAUUGGAACCGAAAUGGAAGAUUUGAAUGAUUUUUUAAUGGGUUUUUGCUCGGUUUUGGUUUGCAUAAAAGGGCUGGAAUUCCUUUAUCUUCUGCCGACAACCUUGUUUGUUUGAUACGCUGCUGAUCAGGAGAGAAUUAAGGGUGGGGGGUAAAAAGAUUUGGAUUGAUUCAUUGAUGGGGUUUCCCCGGAUUCUGAAGCAGAAGUAAAGGCUGAAAAAAUCCCUAUUUGGAUCGUUGAGAAAUUAGGUUCUGCAGAGUUGUUUUGAGUGUCGGGAGGAAUUGGUUGCUGAAAAUGGUGGAGCGCAAUGGUUUCAGUGAUGGGUCUUUUGUAGAUGUUGCCGGGAAAGACAGAUUGGACGAUGAGGAAGAAGAAUUCCGUAGCUGUUGUGCUGAGGAAGAAGAAUGGAGGGACAUGGAGGAAACCAACAUUAGUGCCUCGAAAGAUGAACUCGAUGAGUUUUCCUUGAAUAUGUUCUUCAAAGGUGUAUCGAUAUGUGGGGCUGGAGAUUCGGGGUUUUCAGGAAUUGGGGUGGUUAUGGAAAGAUUACCUGGGGUUCCUAUAAUUCAAGUGCAGAAGAAGCUUGACUUUUAUGUUGAGGAAUCGGUGGCUAAUUAUCUGGCUCUGAUGGAUGGUCUGGCGGAGGCUUUGCAGAAAGAUACACGUCGAAUAUUUUCGUAUACGGAUUCAGAGAUCAUGUAUGAUCAGAUCAUUCAUGAGGACAAACUUGAGAAUCCACUUUUGAUAGCACUGAGGGAAAGGAUUCUUGAACAUGCCAGUAAAUUAGAAUCUUUUGAAUUGAAAUUUGUGCCAAGCAUUCAACUGGAAAGGCCAUUGCAAUUAGCCCAAAUUGCAAUAGGUGUUGUCUGUUUGUCUGCUAAAGAAGAGGGAUCAGUUGAAGACUGCCCUAUCUGUUGCGAAGAGAAGCCAUCAUCAAUGAUGAUAAAAAUGAAAUGUUCCCACAAAUUUUGUUCACAUUGUAUGAGAAUUUAUGUGGAUGGAAAGUUACAGGCCUCUCAAGUCCCUAUAAGAUGCCCUCAGUUGAAAUGUAAGUAUUACAUCUCAGCCAGUGAGUGCAAAUCCUUUCUUCCAGUCACCUGCUAUGAGUCUCUUGAGAAAGCACUCUUGGAAGCCAAUAUUCUUGACUCAGAAAAAUUCUAUUGCCCCUUCCCAAAUUGUUCGGUGCUGCUCAAUCCUCGUGAGUGUGUGUCAACAAGGGCAAGCUCAUCAAGUCAGUCGGACUCUAGCUGCAUAGAGUGUCCAGUAUGUCAACGGUUUAUCUGUGUAGAUUGUGGAGUUCCUUGGCAUUCUUCCAUGAGUUGUGAAGAGUAUCAGAACUUGCCCAUGGAGGAGAGAGAUGCUGGGGACAUAACUUUGCAUCACCUAGCACAAAAUAAAAAAUGGCGGCGUUGCCAACAAUGCCGUAGGAUGAUCGAGCUUACACAAGGCUGUUACCACAUGACCUGCUGGUGUGGGCAUGAGUUUUGCUAUUCAUGUGGUGCUGAAUAUAGAGAUGGUCAACAGACCUGCCAAUGUGCCUUCUGGGAUGAAGAGGGUUUUGAAGACCUAGACAACCACGCUAACCAAGACUCAGAGCAAUGGAGAUGGGACUCCUUUAACUCGUUACCUACAAUCAUGGAUGCAUACUCAGACCAGGAGAGAUCACAGCUGGCACUCAUACAGAGGUUCCUUGCUGGAGGAUUCAGCUUGAGCGACCAUCAUCCUUACCAGUCUCCACCACGCUGUUCAGAUUCCUAUGUUGAUACCAUAAAGGACCUCCAUCAGCUUCCAUGGCUUGAGAGAUUUGUUUCUGUGAUCAGUGAUAACUACUAUGAAGACUAUAUUCAAUGAAUUAAAAGUGGUAUAAUUAUGGUGCAUCUCACCAUUGUUGUUAUACAUUGUCAGCGUGGUUGGCACAAACAGCUGCAUUUCGAAUUCUGCUGGAAGGUGGUGUAGAGAACCAUUCUUCUUGAGAGUGAAUGCUCAAUGACCAAGUUAAUUCAAAAGAAAUUUUUAUGAAACAAUGGCAUGUUCCUGGUGGUGUAGAGAACCACUUUUCUUUCCUUUUGAAAGUAAAGAUGUAAGAAAGAGUAGUAGGACAAUUGCCAAGGGAAUAAUGAAUUUGGCAAUGGUAUACAGUUUUAUUCUGUAGCCACUUGACACUAUCUAAGACAUGCGGAAUACUUGAUAGCUUGCCAGA